Molecule: messenger RNA, 3977 nt
Organism: Pungitius pungitius (ninespine stickleback)
Lineage: Eukaryota; Metazoa; Chordata; Actinopteri; Perciformes; Gasterosteidae
Product: enhancer of polycomb homolog 1-like
Biological process (GO): regulation of transcription by RNA polymerase II
Cellular component (GO): piccolo histone acetyltransferase complex; NuA4 histone acetyltransferase complex
Source: RefSeq, a predicted model, not a curated record
GGGUCGCGUGCGACUGGUCGGUCCGCGAGCUGGGGGUUGGACCGCUGCGAGCGAAACAGAGCAAAAGAGUUUUAAAUGUCCGCCAUGUUGUCCAUGGCGCACUGAACCGACGGUAGGGAGCGCAGCGUCGGAAAAAAACAGUCCGCGAGAGAGCGACCGAGAUCCGGGCCUUCACCCCCCGGCUCCGUUGGCGACGCCCUUUUAUAUAACAAGCUACAACACUACGAACGUUCGAACUAGAGAUAAACCGCACAGAAAUCAUCCAUGAAAGCUCCACUCGGCACCGUUGUGACUAUCCGGAGAUCCGAUAGAUUCAAGUUGCUUCUCGAAUUGUGAGAGGAAAAAAAAAUGAGCAAACUGUCGUUUCGGGCGCGGGCGCUGGACGCUUCCAAGCCGCUGCCCGUCUUCCGCUGUGAGGAUUUACCCGAUCUUCACGAGUAUGCAUCCAUUAACCGGGCCGUGCCGCAGAUGCCCACGGGGAUGGAGAAAGAAGAGGAGUCGGAACACCAUCUCCAGCGGGCCAUCUCGGCGCACCAGGUGUACGGCGAGAAGCGGGACAGCAUGGUCAUCCCGGUCCCCGAGGCGGAGAGCAACAUCACGUACUACGAGUCCCUCUACCCCGGGGAGUUCAAGAUGCCAAAGCAGCUCAUUCACAUACAGCCUUUCAGCUUGGACGCGGAGCAGCCCGACUACGACCUGGACUCGGAGGACGACGCGUUCGUCAACAUGCUGAAGAAGAAGAUGGAGAUCAGCUUCCUGCAGUUUGAGGAGAUGAUCGACCGGCUGGAGAAGGGCAGCGGGCAGCAGGCCGUGAGCCUCCCGGAGGCCAAGCUGUUGCUGAAGGAGGACGACGAGCUCAUCAAGGAGGUCUUCGACUACUGGAGCCGCAAGAGGAAAAGCAGCCGGGCCAACUGCCUCCUGUCCAACGUCAAGCAGGAGAGACGCGACGGCGCCAGCACCAGUGACCCCUACGUGGCCUUCCGCCGCCGCACCGAGAAGAUGCAGACCAGGAAGAACCGCAAGAACGACGAGGCAUCCUACGAGAAGAUGCUGAAGCUGCGCCGGGACCUCAGCCGAGCCGUCACUAUCCUGGAAAUGAUCAAGAGGAGGGAGAAGAGUAAGAGAGAGCUGCUGCACCUCACACUGGAGAUCUUUGAGAAGAGAAACGUCAUGUCGGACUACAGCGGCGAGGUCAUGGCCGAGGUGUUGGCUGAGCGGGCGCUGGUGAGGCCGCAGAUCAUUCCCCUGGUCCCAGUCACCAACCAGUACAGACACCAGGACCACAUGGACCACAAGGACUACAAGUGCAAGCCCGAGAAGGCGGAGGUCCCCCGUCAGAAGAGGAAGUACGAGAAGAAGCAGAAGGCGCCUCUCUCGUCGGGCGCCCCCCACCACCUGGGGCCCGUCGUCUUCAACGCCAAGGACCUCAACCAGUACGACUUCCCCAGCUCGGACGACGAGCCCUUCUCCCAGCUGCACUCUGGCUCAUCGGAGGCCGAGGAGGAGAACGACCCCGAUGGCGCUUAUGCCUUUCGCAGGAAGUCGGGCUGCCAGUACUACGCUUCUCAUCAGGACCGCGUGGGCAGCUGGCCGUGGUGCGGACCCCGGGACGGCGGCUCGGCAGAAGCUCGCUUUCGCUACAGUCUCACCACGCUCACCGUGCCGCGGCGCUGCCUCGGCAUGGCUCGGCGGCGCUUGGGACGCGGCGGCAGGGUGCUGUUGGACAGGGCGCUCACGGACUACAACGUUUUCCACGGACUGGACCCAGAACGGCUCGACCUGCCUCCCCCCCUCUCGCCGCCGCCUCCUCCUCCUCCGACCGCUUCGCGCUCGCCGCCCAACGACAGGUUUGCCAGUACCUCAGAAACAAAUACCUCGGACAGAAGUUCCUCCUGCAACGCCUCCCGCUCGCCCCCCUCGUCCACGGACCUCAGUCAGAUACUGUUGAAUAUACGCUCGUGCCGAUGGAGGCACUUUAGACCACGGACACUCCCACUCCACGAGCUGGACGACGCCCACCCGCUAUUCAGGAAGUUGAGUCGGGGCCUGAAGCGACCGAUCUCCGGCUCCACAGCCGGGGGCCGGCCGUACGGCUCCCAGCGGCCGGCGAGGGUCGUCGCCGCGCCCCCCCCUGUCGCUGCUCUUACAGCCGAACAGUACCAGCAGCAUCAGGAGCAGCUGGCCCUGAUGCAGAAACAGCAGCUGGAGCAGAUCCAGCUGCAGCAGCAAGCCAACAGCACCGCCACUACAAACAGCACAAAGGGCCCGGCGAACACUUUGGACCAGGCCGGCGCCCAGUUCGCCGCCUCGGCCCUGGUGACCCCCGACAAGCUGCUGGCUCUCAAGACCAAGGAGGAGCUCGCCCUGGGAGGCGGAGUCAACGGCGUCCUCCCCCCCUCAGGUGUCUACAAGGGCUUGCACCUCUCGAGCACAGCAUCCCCCGCUGCCCAGGCUCCACCCACCUCCACCCCUUCGCCCGCCUUGCUCCACCCCUGCGCCGCCACCACCACCAGCUCCACCUCCGCCACCAGUAACAACAACGGCACCGCCCACCCCCCCUCCGCCGCCGCCACUCAGGUCCUGCUGGGAACCAACAACGGCAACAGCAGCCUCCGCCUGGGCGUCCCCGCCGGCAAGCGCGUGCACGCCCCCCGGAUGCUCGGCGCCGCCAUGUCCACCUCCGCCUUAAAGCUCGCCCACGCCGCCACCGCCAACUGUCAGAAGCCCAAGGUCGCCGCGACCUCGGCCUCGCCGCUGGACAUAGCGCCCAGGGAGAACCACGACCAAGAGAAGCCGCCCCUCAACAGCCUGUCAGAGAACACAGUGGCCAUGGAGGUGACGUAGCCUCGCGUACGCAGCGGCUGACUCCACCCUCGCUUUUAAAAAAAAUACAUUUUUUAGGUGCUAUGCAUCGUUGGUUAGUGGUGGCGGAACGAGCGAGGCGAAGGCCGGGUUUCCACGGCAACCGGGUUGGGACUUAAUGCAAUGCUCGUCUCGUACAAAUCUUUUUUUUUUUUUUUUUUCUCUUACCCCGCUCCCCUAAACUCAUUUCCUUAUUUGUUACUGUUAAAAAGAGAUCAUAUGUAAAUCCUUAAUAUGGCAAUUAUAUGUACAGUACUGAAUAUUUGUAACCCCCAGUUCUUGUAAAUAACAUUACUUGAAUACAGAAAUGUUCAUUUGUGAUGUUUUGCACUCGAUAUCGAAAACAAACACAAAAAAAGAAUCAAAUUAAAAAGAGAAAACGACAAACUGGUGGAGUGUGAAAGUUCAAACCCGCCCCCCCCCACCACGAGCACGCCCCCCCGACCUGCUGUCUGAUCUAAUUUAUUGUGCCGUGUUUACAAACCUUCUCCUUCAUGUUUUCAUUCUUCACUCACUGGUUUUACUUCCUUCAGAGGGGGGGGGGCAGGGGGGGCAGUUUGUCGGCUUCAUCGGUUCUCUUCCGUACAAAUAAUAAAUUCCUGAUACAAGUAACAAAACAACGACGAUGACUCUUUUCCCAGAAGGCUUUGCUGCUUCGGGGAACAGAGUCCUGGUGAUUUUCUUUUAUGUUGUUUUUUUUUUACCUUUUGGUGCCGAGCCUCAUUUAUUUGUAUUUCUCUUAAAGAUGCCCCCCCCCCCCCCGUCCCACAUUUAGCAUUUUUGAAAUCCCCACGUUGUUUUUCACACAAACGUCAUUAUUUUGUUACUUGUAGUUCUUGUAGGAGUCCAAACGGUGACGUGCAUCAUUCCAGCUUUGAACCACAAAGUCAUCGGAAAAACUAACAAAUGUAAAAAGAAUCUCUUCUGUGAAGAGUUUGGUACUGAACAAGGCUACUUGUAGUUUAUCUUUGUCUGUACCACGCGCGCCCCCCCCCCCCCCCCCCCAUGCCCGCUCCACUUGAUUCAUGAGGUUUUGUUUUUGUAGACUCACACAAGAAGGACGUAAGAAUCCUCUUGAAUUGUCAUGAAAUGAAAUAAAAACGCAGGGCAUUGUG